Molecule: messenger RNA, 1419 nt
Organism: Sander lucioperca (pikeperch)
Lineage: Eukaryota; Metazoa; Chordata; Actinopteri; Perciformes; Percidae
Product: putative nuclease HARBI1
Exons: 5
Coding region: 544-1419 (291 amino acids)
Source: RefSeq, a predicted model, not a curated record
UGCCAGCCAAGUAACCAUGGUAACUUAUGCUGCCGGGCAAACCUGGUCUGUAGCAGGCUAAAAGUGAAGCUUAGCACCAUCUAUGAUCAAAGAAUGUCCAAUAGACAGAAACAGAGUCACACAACUGUCAUGGAAUGAUAAAAUAAUAUGUAAAACAUAAAAUAUAUAAUAUUUUGUUUUUAUUAUUUAUACUAAUAAUCAUAUAUUAUCUAUAAGUACAUUAAAGAACAUUAUCACGAAAAUAAAAUAUAAUAAAAAAUAAGACACAAAUAAAUACAAAAUUAAACUAAUUAGCAAACAAAAUAUAAUAAAAGGAAAUUGAGGCAUUGAAAAUAAAAGAUUGAAUAUGUACACCAAACCAAUUAGAUGUAAAUGCCCUCCAAUCUCCACCCCCACACACCCUCCUUGCCUCCUAUUGGCUGGCAAAGCCAAAGCCAAUUGAGGUCAAUUGACAAAGGCCAAGACAUUUAAGCAGUGCAUUCAAGAGAGGGAGAGGGACACAGAGAGACAAAGAGAAAGAGAGAUUGAGUGAGACAUUCCAACAUGGCAUGCCCAUUCAUUGACAACCCAGUGAAUGAAGAGGCCCGGAUAAUUCAACGGGCCUUCCGACCACCACCAGCACCAAGGGUCUUCCAGGACAGGACCAACCAGUUGACCCACACAGAUGCGUACCUGUGGGAGAGGUACCGGUUCAGCAGGCAAAGCAUUGUGUAUUUAUGCAGUUUGCUUGAACCACACAUUAUGAGGGUCACUCGCCGCAGCCAGUCUCUGACCACUGUGCAGUCAGUCUGUAUUGCACUGCGGUUCUUUGCCAGCGGUACAUUUCUCUACAGUGUUGGUGAUGCUGAGAAGUUAAGCAAGGCAACUGUUUGCAGAGAGGUAAGAGCAGUCUACCUGGCCCUGAAGCAGUUCCUUAACAUCUACAUCACCUUCCCUGGCCAUCAUGACCCACAGCGGAUCAAGGAGACAUUCUAUGCAAUUGCAGGCUUCCCCAAUGUCCUUGGCUGCAUUGAUUGCAGCCAUGUGAGAAUUGUGGCCCCAUCCGGACCAGUGGAAAGAGAUUAUGUGGACCGGAGAAAUCACCACAGUCUGAAUGUACAGAUGAUCUGUGAUGCCAAUUAUUUAAUCACAAACAUCGAGGCAAAAUGGCCUGGGGGGGUACAUGAUGCCAGAAUCUUCAAGCUCAGUGGCACAGAGGCUUGCUCAAAGUUCCAGUGUCUGAAAUACCUGAGGGUUGCUCCAGAACGUGCCUGCGAUAUCAUGGUGGCCUGUGCCAUCCUCCAUAACAUCGCAACCAUCCGUAGGGAGAGGCUCCUGGACGUCACACUGGAGGAGAGAUGGGAGGACCCCAAUCCCAUGCCAGAGGACAUGGAUGGGAGGGCCGUGAGGGACCUCUAUAGGGAUGCACAUUUUGCUUAA